This is a messenger RNA of Dissoconium aciculare CBS 342.82, 1000 nucleotides long. RefSeq names its product RBP11-like subunits of RNA polymerase. The coding region runs from base 143 to 550 and encodes 135 amino acids. The record is from RefSeq and is a predicted model, not a curated record. The transcript has 4 exons. Gene Ontology annotation, cellular component: RNA polymerase III complex; RNA polymerase I complex. Gene Ontology annotation, molecular function: DNA binding; DNA-directed RNA polymerase activity; protein dimerization activity. Lineage: Eukaryota; Fungi; Ascomycota; Dothideomycetes; Mycosphaerellales; Dissoconiaceae. Gene Ontology annotation, biological process: DNA-templated transcription.
GUUUGCUAUAACAUAUGAAAUAAAGAUCUCCUCGACACAUCCUGCGAUCCAACACCGGCCCGUCAUCAGCGUCUUUGUUUUUUGUUUGUUUUCGCUCACUCAUUCACCCAUCCCCUCGGUACAGAUUUCUCCUUCGGCCGAAAUGGCGACCGAUAGCGAUGUCCCCAAGGCUGCUGCUGAUCCCAUGGAUGUCGAUGCGGAAAAUACCGCCGCGGUCGUCGUCGGGGAGAAGCAGCGGUUGCGACUGCUUCCUGGUUCGUCUGAAACUGCGGCCUCAUUCGCGCUCGAGAAGGAAGACCACACGUUAGGGAAUUCCCUGCGAUAUCUCAUUACGAAAAAUCCGGACGUCGAAUUCUGCGGUUACUCCAUCCCCCAUCCCUCCGAAGCCGUCAUGAACCUGAGAAUCCAAACAUGGGAUAACGUCAGCGUCUUCGCCGUCCUCCGAAAAGCCCUCGACGACCUCGAGGAUCUAUGCGAUGUUGUCGAGGACAAAUUCACCACCGCCCGCGACCAGUUCAAUGCCGAGCAUCCUGAUCGCGUCAGCCCAUGAGCUUUCAACGCAGCUACGUGAGCUGACGGUAGUUUUUGUUUGGAGCCGGGAGCGAGGACUUCUCGGGGCUACGAAUGGACUCGAGGUGUCACGACCAGCUUUGUGGCGCCACUGGAAUCGAGCGGAGGCUCUCUCUCUCUCUCUCUUCGGCUGGACAACAUGUCGCACAGAUGGUGACAUCCGCUGUGAACCGACGCCACACCGCGAACGGAAGUUUCGGGGCUCCACCAUUGGAAGCACGGCCACGAUGAACACGAGGGAAUGUGGAGGAAUCCUCGCUGUGUUGGGCAUUUUGAUGGAUCACCUUCGUACUAUAAUGUUAUGUACAGGACGCCGCCGUCGUCGAUGACAGAGGGCGAUGUAUUUUCCGCCUCGGCUUUGUGUAAAAGCAACUCGCACAACAAAUCACCCCGAAAACGCAAUGAGAUAUGAUGAUGUUUUGCCAUUUUA